CGAGGCCGCUGCAGGAGUUGCGCGCCAUGGAAUUCGUAGAUGCUUGGAUUCUUCGGUGCGCGGAGGCUCAUGUCCUCAACUGGACCAACGGUCUUCAUCACCAGGAUCCAAGCCUGAAUAAUCUCACGUAUUGGCCGCGCGAAGACAACAUUUGCGCGGCGCUGAACGACUGGGAUCUCACAAUCGACUCGGACGCAAGAACGCCCCAGACGCGCACAGGCUUAGUAAAGACUGGCACGGGCCCAUACACGGCCACCGAUCUGCUCACCCCGGCUGCAAUGCGCGGUGAAGUGCAGCAUCUCUAUCGACACGAUCUCGAGGCCUUCUUCUACAUCUUGAUCUGGGUGAUUUGCUGCUACGAUGAGGGGAGGCGCCUGGACCCUUUACCGAAAGUAUUCACCACCUGGACCCACGGUACCAGGACAGCGUGCGCGCACGGUAUCACGUCAGCGUGCGCUGACAGCAAGAACACCUUUCUCGCUAAAGGAUGGCUGGAACUCACACCGAUAGCGUCUUGGGGCAAGCUGGCAUACUAUAUCGCGGACGAACUGAGGCCAUACUUUUAUAACUUUUAUCGCGCUACCUCCGAACGAGAAAGCAGAUGGGCGAGCGAGAAGGCUGCAGCCAUGUUCGAAGGCAACGAGCCGCCCAUCUUGGACCGCGAGCUGGACGAGCCGAGGAAAGUAUGGGAGGAGUUCUGCACCAUAGCGAAGAAGGCCAUCGGUCGUACAGUGUCUGCCCAGCGGCACCAGCUUCCGCCAAAGCUUGGCUCUCUCAAUGAUGGCUAAGUGAUUGAAUCAUUUCCAUGUAUCUCAAUGAUAUAUUUCACUGUAAUACACGCCAGAAUAUGCUGGAUUUUCGGCAGUG
This is a messenger RNA of Schizophyllum commune H4-8, 867 nucleotides long. RefSeq lists its product as uncharacterized. The record is from RefSeq and is a predicted model, not a curated record. Lineage: Eukaryota; Fungi; Basidiomycota; Agaricomycetes; Agaricales; Schizophyllaceae. The transcript is spliced from 2 exons. Bases 27 to 788 code for a protein of 253 amino acids.